Molecule: messenger RNA, 786 nt
Organism: Dioscorea cayenensis subsp. rotundata (Guinea yam)
Lineage: Eukaryota; Viridiplantae; Streptophyta; Magnoliopsida; Dioscoreales; Dioscoreaceae
Product: 50S ribosomal protein L27, chloroplastic
Exons: 3
Coding region: 69-656 (195 amino acids)
Biological process (GO): translation
Cellular component (GO): ribosome
Molecular function (GO): structural constituent of ribosome
Source: RefSeq, a predicted model, not a curated record
UGCUCUCUCUCUCUCUCUCUCUCUAUUCCACUUUCGCAGUUCGGCGUCUCACUUUCCAGAGCUCAGCAAUGGCGACGCUGACGACCUUCAACCUCGCUGGCGCCUUCAAGGGACUCUCCCUUAACUCCUCCUCCUCCUUCUCUUCCUCUUCUUCAUACCUCACCGGUGGCCUCGCGUUUGCGCCCCUCAAUUUCCGCUGCGCUCGCCCUCUGCCAACCGGCUUCACGCCCCUGACGAUCGAGUCGGCGCACAAAAAAGGAGCUGGGAGCACUAAGAAUGGUAGGGAUUCGAAGGGGCAGCGGCUUGGUGUCAAGAUUUACGGCGAUCAGAUCGCAAAGCCUGGUGCCAUCAUUGUCCGCCAGCGGGGGACUAAGUUCCAUCCUGGGAAAAAUGUUGGACUUGGAAGGGAUCACACAAUCUUCUCUCUAAUCGAUGGGCUGGUCAAGUUUGAGAAGUUCGGUCCAGACAGGAAGAAGAUAAGUGUUUACCCACGGAUCGAACAGCCUGAGAACCCAAACAGUUACAAAGCCCGGAAAAGGGAGUACUUCAGACUACAGAGAGAGCGAAAGAAGGCUAGAAAAGAAGGUGUGGUUGUCGCACCACAACUAGUAAUGGCUUCUGCUGAGGUUGUCUCUGAAGACACUCCUGUUUGUUGAUAUCGUUAAUCAAAUGUAAUUCUUUUCUUCUUCAAAGAUGCAUCUUUUUCACACUAUUCUUGUUGAAGAUGUAAAUCUUUGCAAGCAUUAAGAGUAAAAAAUAAAGACUUAACUUCUCCCUUAGUUGUCA